AUGAGCGACACCUCAGACAGCGACAAUGAGAUCUCCUUCCAGGUGAAGUUCCUGGGCCGGGUGGAGGUGAUCCGUCCUGAAGGCCUGCAGAUCCUGGAGGAAGCAGUUCAAAACCUGAAGACGCCAGAUAGUUACUCCACAGAGAAGAAGGCAAAGAAGAGCAAAGUCCACGUCUUCCUGUCUGUCAGUGCAAUUGACAUUUUGGAAAAAAAAACCAAGUUCCUGCUGUACUCCUGCCCUCUCAGCACCGUGUCCUUCUGCGCCGUGCUGCCCAAUUCUCCUAAAAUCUUCGGCUUCGUGGCCAAACACCCUGCGGUGGACACCUACCACUGUUACCUGUUCCAGAGCAAAACCUUUGGUCACGUGCUGGUGUCAGUGAUCGGAGAUGCUUUCCAAGCUUCCAAGAAGGAGGAGGAAGUCAGAGGAGGCCGAGACCUGAUCGUGGAGGCGUUGAGACAUAAGAAUAAAGUCCUGCAGAAAGAGAACGAUGAGCUGAAGAGAAGGCUUGCAGCACAAAGCAUCAUUUAG
Messenger RNA from Salarias fasciatus (jewelled blenny), 528 nucleotides. RefSeq names its product PTB domain-containing engulfment adapter protein 1. The transcript has 6 exons. The record is from RefSeq and is a predicted model, not a curated record. Lineage: Eukaryota; Metazoa; Chordata; Actinopteri; Blenniiformes; Blenniidae. Bases 1 to 528 code for a protein of 175 amino acids.